Messenger RNA from Eublepharis macularius, 2680 nucleotides. RefSeq names its product ADP ribosylation factor like GTPase 4A (gene ARL4A). Gene Ontology annotation, biological process: vesicle-mediated transport; intracellular protein transport. The record is from RefSeq and is a predicted model, not a curated record. NCBI's taxonomy places the organism in Eukaryota, Metazoa, Chordata, Lepidosauria, Squamata, Eublepharidae. Gene Ontology annotation, cellular component: cytoplasm. The transcript is spliced from 2 exons. Bases 234 to 836 code for a protein of 200 amino acids. Gene Ontology annotation, molecular function: GTP binding; GTPase activity.
UGCCCGCACGUGAGGGAGCAAUAGGGGUUCUUGCCCACGCGUUAUAACUGGCAUCAACUUUCUCUGGAGCGGUCGCUUGAGUGCGGCUAGUGCCUUUCUUCCAUUGUGAAAGGAAGGAAUCGUGACUGGGAGCGGCGAGGCCAGCAGCAGCAUUACCGGCAGCAGGCGGGCGGCUUGAGGCGGCGGCAGGCGGGCGCCGGGUGCCCCCUGCUCGCCUCGGCCCCUCCCCUGCGAUGGGGAAUGGGCUGUCGGAGCAGACGCCGAUCCUGUCGAGCCUGCCUCCUUUCCAGUGCUUCCACAUCGUGAUCUUGGGGCUGGACUGCGCCGGCAAGACCACGGUCCUCUACCGGCUGCAGUUCAACGAGUUCGUCAACACCGUCCCCACCAAAGGCUUCAACACGGAGAAGAUCAAGGUGACGCUGGGCAACAGCAAGACGGUCACCUUCCACUUCUGGGACGUCGGCGGCCAGGAGAAGCUGCGCCCGCUCUGGAAGUCCUACACGCGCUGCACGGACGGCAUCGUCUUCGUGGUGGACUCGGUGGACGUGGAGAGGAUGGAGGAAGCCAAGACGGAGCUGCACAAAAUCACCCGCAUCUCGGAGAACCAGGGGGUGCCUGUGCUCAUCGUGGCCAACAAGCAAGACUUGAGGCACUCGCUGUCGCUGGCGGAGAUGGAGAAGAUGCUGGCUACCAGCGAGCUGAGCUCCUCCACACCCUGGCACCUGCAGCCCACCUGCGCCAUCAUUGGGGACGGGCUCAAGGAAGGACUAGAGAAACUGCACGAUAUGAUCAUUAAGCGGAGGAAAAUGCUGAGGCAGCAGAAGAAGAAGAGAUGAGCUGCUGGGCCGGGGAGAGUAGCUCCUUGUCAGCAUUUCACUAGGACAGUUUCCAGUGCCUGGCCUGCCUGUCUGGAUCCUGUACAGCCGAACUGUGAAACACUGGGCCUGGUGGGAAGCUUUGCAGACACAGGCCGCUGGUUCCGCCACGAGUUCUUUGGCACUACUCCUUUUUUAAAAGAAACAAAAGCAAAACUCCCUUGUUACAUAGUACAAAAUGAUCAGGAAACAGAUGGGUGGGUAAAUGUGACCUGGAUAUCUUAAUAGCCAAAUAAAACAAUGAAGAGUGUUCUGCUUGGUGGUGUAGUCAUAUGUUUGAGAGUGCCUUUGCAAGGAAAUUGCAUUUAAGGCAUUAGGUGUUUUCAAACUACUGCUUGUAUAAAUGGAGUGUAAUAGAUGAAGAUAUGCAGCUUUAAAAAUAGUAUUCCUUAACAUAACAUGGAGCUAGGAAACCCAUUAUUAAAGGAGACUGUGAAUGUGGAGGGUUCUUUAAUCAAAGGUUGGUUGUAUGGAAUGCUUUUAAUCUGGUCCUCUUAAAAUAUCACUUUGCACUCUGAUGAUUUGAACUAUCGAUAUUGUGGUGGUCAUGUUAUCAGAAGCUUACUAGAUGGAAAAGUUUGGAAUAUGUAAGAGCAUGGAUGAGUUUCCUGAUAAUGUAGCAUGUCUUGGUGUGUAGGGUUAUUUUUGUUCUGAAAGAAAGAAAGAGCUGUGCAUUGAUCCUUUAUGCAGUGCUAGUCUGGUUUGGACCAUACUUGAUUGUUCUAGGAAGCAAAGUUUGCUGUCCAAGAAAACCCUGAAUAAUUAAAGGCAAAAUUAAAUUAUUACCAUAAGGGACUUGGCUUUCAGGAUUCUUACAGUGCAAUAUUACCUUUAAAUGAAAUUGAUGGCAAUAAAAUUUGAACAGAAUUAAUUGAAAAUGAAGCUAAAUUCAGUAGAACACACAAUUUCCAUGUGCCCAAUACUGCCAGAUUUCUUUUUAAUAUUCUUGCAGUACUUCUAGGAAUGUAUUGAAGCUUUAUACACUUGAAACAUUUUGACACUGUGGAAAAAAGACUUUAAAGAUAGCUUGUAUCUGGUCUAAUUAUGCUUUAAACUUGUUUACAGUCAUGAAAACAGUGUUAACUGGGUGGAACAGUAUAUGCUAAAAGGAGGCUCUUUUUCUUACUGGUACAGAUUUUUUAAAGAAACAGUUCUUUGGGCAAUUUUGGGAAGCAGGUUAAAGGGCUAAAGCAAAGCCUAUUUUACUCUACUGGUGCUGUGAAAUGUUAUAUGAAUAAUUACACUGUAAAAUGAGAGAACUGUGUGAAAUAGAAACAAGAUUUCCUCCUCUUGGCACAACUUAAUAAAAUUAACUGUGUUCUCUUACCAGAUAUAGAGAAAAUAACUACAGUUUGGAAUGUCAGUACCUAAAAUUUAUUGAUACUUGUAUAAAAUCAAAUUUUAUAGCCAGAAACUGCGUAGAAGGUAACCAAAAAUGCACUUUAGUGUUUUUCAAAUACUGAAAGUGACAGCUUUUUUAAAAAAAUGAAAUCCUGGUCCUUUUUGAAAGAACUGAAGUAGCUUCCAAUGGAGCUUUUGUAUGUUGGUUAUAUGUACCUGCACUAGUGACAUUGAAAGUCACUUAAUGUCUAUAUUUAUAGAAAUGUGGAUAACUUCUUUACACCUCAAACUCAAUUCCAAAAGAGGCAUCAGACCGAAGUGGAUAGAACAUUUUACUAUGUGCAAAUCCUGCUUUUUAUCAGAAUCUGUCUGCAUGAAACUGAACCCCUUUUCAUGUGAGAUUUGUAAAUGUGACAAUGUUAUAAAUCACAGGUAUCUCAUUAAAGACUUAAUGGCAACUGGCA